Molecule: messenger RNA, 813 nt
Organism: Penicillium brasilianum
Lineage: Eukaryota; Fungi; Ascomycota; Eurotiomycetes; Eurotiales; Aspergillaceae
Source: the annotation of a GenBank genome assembly
CUUGGGCACCGCAUCUGCUUGUGACAAAUAACGUUCAAAUCACGGUCGAAGCACAAGUAAUCCCGAAGAACUGGCUUUUAUUCUCGGCACACAACCCAUCCAUCAUGUCUCGCGCUGGAAUGUGGACUAAGGCAAUUGGAGGUGGUAUCCUCUUUUGCGUCGGUGGACCAGCGCUCGUUCAAUAUAUCCGCCCAUCAGACGAAGAGCUCGUCAAGCGGUAUAACCCUGAUCUACAAAAGCGCAGUGCAGAGCAGGGCGAUCGCAAGGCCCAGGAGUUUGAUGAUUAUGUCCAGAAGCUGAAGGAGUGGUCUAAAUCGGACAAGUCAAUUUGGUACGCCGCGCAAGAAGAGCAGGACCGGAAGCGUGCGCAACUCGAGGCGCAGCGUGCCCAGGCCAAGGAAGAGUCGAGGAUACAGCGCGAGGAGAUGCGCAAGGAGAUGUUGGGUGAGAAAUAAACACCCUGAAAUGUUCUACCAUGCCGUCCACCACUUGCCGAAAUACUUUACCCCUCCUUCCGAGCCCAAACUCAACAUCGAACCAUCGUCUCAGUUCUCUCCAUUCUUAUCGAGAUCUUAUGCCGUCUGCAAAUCUCCUCGGUCUCCCACUGUGUCAUCUUUUGUUGACCGAAAUUACUCGUGGCGCCUUGGAAUAGGCGCUGUGUGACUAUAAAAGCGUGUACGAUAUAUCUACCAGCGAAAAUCUCUUGGAGAGCGAGAUAUCAAUCUCCGAAGCUACUUGUGUAUUUUUAAUUGACGAGCGUCUCCAAUAUUGAAUAUGAUAUCAAAAAUACCACUCUUCACGGAAACACCGAGC